UACUGCUCCCAGUGCUUGGCUGGCGGGGGAAGGUCUGAGUUGUAUCCGGGAGGAGACCCUUUGAAAGGGCCCAUGUGAGAACUGGGAAGAGGACGGUUGGUUGUGUGUCCGUGCUCGUGGGGACUCUGUGCGUGUUUGCACUGGAAGGAUGUUGGGGAGAUGUAGUGGAUUGUGAACCUCCUGUAGCGCUGCCCGGGGAAAUCUUCGAAUCAGUUCUCUUCUGAGGAAAAUGGUGCACAGAUCUAGCUCAAGUUAUCCGUCCUCUGAGAAGUCUUCCUGUCGCUUCCACUGAUCUGAGACGCUCCCGAGGCUGUUAGAGUGUUUUAUGAACCCUUAGUGGCAGAGGGGACCGCAGGGGACCGGGACCCGACUACUUCUUGUAUACCUGGUCAAAGUGGCUCCAUCUCUCCACCCUGGGGUGGCAUCCUUCCAGGAACAGGAGUUGGAAUUCCAGUAUGGCCGAGGAGAAGAAGCUGAAACUCAGCAAUACUGUGUUGCCCUCUGAAUCCAUGAAGGUGGUGGCAGAAUCCAUGGGCAUUGCUCAGAUUCAAGAGGAGACUUGCCAACUACUGACAGAUGAGGUCAGCUACCGCAUCAAGGAGAUUGCCCAGGAUGCUUUGAAGUUCAUGCACAUGGGGAAGCGGCAGAAGCUCACUACCAGUGACAUUGACUAUGCAUUGAAGUUAAAGAAUGUGGAGCCACUGUAUGGCUUCCAUGCUCAGGAAUUCAUCCCUUUCCGUUUUGCCUCUGGUGGGGGCCGGGAGCUUUACUUCUAUGAGGAGAAGGAAGUGGACCUGAGUGAUAUCAUCAACACCCCUCUGCCUCGGGUGCCUCUGGAUGUCUGCCUCAAAGCACAUUGGCUGAGCAUUGAAGGCUGCCAGCCAGCUAUACCAGAGAAUCCACCCCCAGCACCCAAAGAGCAGCAGAAGGCUGAGGCCACAGAACCCCUCAAGUCAGCAAAGCCAGGCCAAGAAGAAGAUGGACCCCUGAAAGGCAAAGGUCAAGGGGCAGCUGCAGCUGAUGGCAAAGGAAAAGAGAAGAAAGCACCUCCUUUGCUGGAGGGAGCCCCUUUUCGCCUGAAGCCCCGCAGCAUCCAUGAGCUGUCUGUGGAACAGCAGCUGUAUUACAAAGAGAUCACAGAAGCCUGUGUAGGAUCCUGUGAGGCCAAGAGAGCGGAAGCUCUGCAGAGCAUUGCCACCGACCCGGGGCUCUAUCAGAUGCUACCACGGUUCAGUACCUUCAUCUCGGAGGGGGUCCGUGUAAAUGUGGUCCAGAAUAACCUGGCCUUGCUCAUCUACCUGAUGCGCAUGGUGAAGGCCCUGAUGGACAACCCCACACUGUAUCUAGAGAAAUAUGUGCACGAGCUGAUUCCAGCAGUCAUGACCUGCAUUGUGAGCAGACAGCUGUGCCUGCGGCCGGAUGUGGACAAUCACUGGGCACUCCGGGAUUUUGCUGCCCGUCUAGUGGCCCAGAUCUGUAAGCAUUUCAGCACAACCACCAACAACAUCCAGUCCCGGAUCACCAAGACAUUUACCAAGAGCUGGGUAGAUGAGAAGACUCCAUGGACAACUCGAUAUGGCUCCAUUGCAGGCCUGGCAGAGCUGGGACAUGAUGUGAUUAAGACGCUGAUUCUGCCAAGGCUGCAGCAGGAAGGGGAACGGAUCCGCAGUGUCCUGGAUGGGCCUGUGCUGAGCAACAUUGACCGUAUCGGAGCAGACCAUGUGCAGAGCCUUCUCCUGAAACACUGUGCCCCAGUACUGGCGAAGCUGCGCCCUCCACCUGACAAUCAGGAUGCCUACCGGGGAGAAUUUGGGUCCCUUGGGCCCCUUCUCUGCUCCCAUGUGGUGAAGGCCAGGGCCCAGGCUGCUCUACAAGCUCAGCAGGUCAACAGGACCACACUCACCAUCACACAGCCUCGGCCCACACUGACCCUCUCGCAGGCCCCUCAGCCAGGCCCUCGGACCCCUGGCUUAUUGAAGGUUCCUGGUUCCAUUGCCUUGCCUGUCCAGACACUGGUGUCUGCUAGAGCUGCUGCCCCUCCGCAGCCUUCUCCUCCUCCAACCAAGUUUAUCGUGGUGUCCUCGUCUUCCAGUGCCUCUUCGACCCAGCAGGUCCUGUCCCUCAGCACCUCAGCUCCUGGCUCAGGCUCUACCACUACCUCUCCCGUCACCACCACGGUUCCCAGCGUGCAGCCCAUCGUCAAGCUGGUCUCCACGGCCACCACCGCACCCCCAAGCACAGCCCCUGCUGGCCCUGGCAGUGUUCAGAAAUACAUCGUGGUCUCCCUUCCCCCGACAGGCGAAGGCAAAGGAGGCCCUCCUUCUCAUCCUUCUCCAGUCCCUCCUCCAUCGUCUUCACCAUCCCCACUGGGGGGCAGUGCCCUCUGUGGGGGAAAGCAGGAAGCUGGGGACAGCCCCCCUCCAGCUCCAGGGACUCCAAAGGCUAAUGGCUCCCAGCCGACUGGACCUGGCUCCCCUCAGCCUGCUCUGUGAUAGCAUCACAUCUGCUGACCUCCUCUUGUGCAGAUUCCUCCACGCACCAAGAACGCGGGAGGGAGGAGGUUGUUUCCCCUAGUGACUUUUCUUUUUAGAUACUGUACAGUAAGUUCCUCAGAAUAAAAGUUGGAUUUGUAAGUU
Molecule: messenger RNA, 2636 nt
Organism: Peromyscus californicus insignis
Lineage: Eukaryota; Metazoa; Chordata; Mammalia; Rodentia; Cricetidae
Gene: Taf6
Product: TATA-box binding protein associated factor 6
Exons: 15
Coding region: 456-2492 (678 amino acids)
Biological process (GO): RNA polymerase II preinitiation complex assembly; transcription initiation at RNA polymerase II promoter
Cellular component (GO): SLIK (SAGA-like) complex; SAGA complex; transcription factor TFIID complex
Molecular function (GO): protein heterodimerization activity; RNA polymerase II general transcription initiation factor activity; transcription coactivator activity
Source: RefSeq, a predicted model, not a curated record